CUGUGCAAUAUCUUAAAAUGUAUUUCCUUGUAUUUGGGAGUAAAAAUUUAUUACAUGCCGACCAUAUUUUCUCAGUAUAAGGUAUGAGGAAGAAUCCCACUAAACAUUGGACGUCGGAUAGACGUGCAGAUUUUUGUGAUGUUUGUGUAAAGUAAAAAAAAAAAAAAAAAAAAAAAAAAAAAAAAAAAAAAAAAAACAGGAAGUGUAUCGGGACCAGUAUGUUUACAUCUAGUGAAAUGGUCUGUAAUGUGUAUUGCAGGGCCCAUGAGAUAAUUAUGUCGUCAUGAUGAUGUAAUCUUUAAACGGAAUUUUUAAAAGUUGUUUAGUUUCAAGCAGGUUGAGGAAUAAUAUGUAUAACAGGGCCAAGAACAGAAAAAAAUUGAUUUGCGAUGAUUGUAAAACUCUUGUUUUUCAGCUCGGUAAUUAAAACAGCUUUGAAUUGCUACCAGUGCUUUAUCGAUGUGGAUGACAGUCUUCGUUUGUGCUGGGGCCAUAUUCUCACCGAAUACAAUAUAAGGAAUGUAGACUCAUGUUUCAACACACUUGAUCGCAUAUUCAACAACGAAUCAAGAGUAAUUGAAGCAGGAAAAGUAGGAAGAGGCUAUGACGUGAUGUUGAAGAAUAUCUUGAUGACUGAAAUUAUGCCUAUAGUGGAGGAAUUUGACCAGCAGAAAAAUAAUGAUACAGUGUAUGAAUUCAGGCUACAGGCAGCAGCAAACAAUUUCAUUGCAGCAGCCUCAAGGCUGCCCAGAGCCUCUGGAUGUUUCCCCCCAUGUGGUUUCCAGGCACAAGGUGCUGUUUAUAACUGUAUGACCUGUCAGUACGACUCAUGUGAGUUCCCGCUGGAUUGCCCCGUGAAGGAAAUCAAAGUAAAGGAGAACAACAGGACUCAGAUGUGGUGUAAGGUCCCUUUCCUGCUUCCCACAGAUGCAGAGAUUGUCUGGAGAUAUGCAAUGGAGAGAACGAUGUUGAUGGAUCGGUUUGAUGAGGUCACGGCUGGAGUGGAUCCACUUUACUUCAUCCCCUCUGCCCGGCCAGAGCACUCGGGCACUUACCAGUGUGAAAUAUUCUCUCAGGAGCACUCACUCGUCCGGAUCUACUACUACCUCACAGUAGUCCCUAUGGCACAGAUAGGCCAUGCAGAACUACAGGAUAUCUUUGAACAGGCUCUCCUCCCAGGAGGCCAGUUCCCUCCCCUGUCCCAUACAGUUCCAUUCACCUUAUGGCUGCCCAGUCCUGCCCUUGUCACCAUCUGUCUGACUGCAAUGCUUCUGCUCAUCUUCCUAAGUCUAGGGGCAUUGUAUUGGUUAUCCUAUCAGAUUGGGACAGAUGAUUCUGAUCCAGCCCAAGAAACAAAAUUCACAGAAAAGAAGAAAUAUGUGAUUCACUGCUAAUAAAAAACAAAGCAAUAAAAU
This is a messenger RNA of Labeo rohita (rohu), 1415 nucleotides long. It is a transcript of the gene spaca6, whose product is annotated as sperm acrosome associated 6. Lineage: Eukaryota; Metazoa; Chordata; Actinopteri; Cypriniformes; Cyprinidae. Bases 390 to 1394 code for a protein of 334 amino acids. The record is from RefSeq and is a predicted model, not a curated record. Gene Ontology annotation, biological process: fusion of sperm to egg plasma membrane involved in single fertilization. The transcript is spliced from 9 exons.